AUGUCUUACCGCAAGCCUCCUGCUCCACUUGAUCUCCAGCCUCAUCCAUCAAGACGUACCACCGGAGACCAGCCACAGCCUCAGGUCCAGACCCCGCCGCCGUGGCUACAGUCCUUCGACGACCCGAUGGAUAUCGAUUCUGAGCCUAGUGCGCCUAGUGUUCCCAGGCGAAAUAUACCCACGUGCCCUGCAGCAAUGGCAGCUUCACAAAAACCAACCGAUGGAACACCAUUUACAGUCACUACAGACGGAAAGAAGGUCUACCGACACACCUUCGAAAUAGACAUCUCCAGCCGCGCGAGUGGAGUAACCGAUCUCGAGAUUAUCGAGCAUGCCCGCACUCAGAUGGGAUUUCUCGAGCGUGCGGGACUGCGCGACGAUGCUAUGCGCCGUAUCAGAGACUGCCGUACUCGUUUACGCGUGGUCAUCGAUACCAAGAGUCCCAGCCGACUUGAUGCCCUCGUCUAUGCCCGCCUUCGUAUGUUGACCAUGCAAGACAUGAUCAACGAGGGCAUGGGCUGGUUCCCUGGGCUUCCGUGGCGCCACCAUCACUUCCGAGUUGAAACCUUCUGUCCGCGUACUUGA
Penicillium cinerascens is the source of this 585-nucleotide messenger RNA. RefSeq lists its product as uncharacterized. The record is from RefSeq and is a predicted model, not a curated record. The coding region runs from base 1 to 585 and encodes 194 amino acids. The transcript has a single exon. NCBI's taxonomy places the organism in Eukaryota, Fungi, Ascomycota, Eurotiomycetes, Eurotiales, Aspergillaceae.